Messenger RNA from Epinephelus lanceolatus (giant grouper), 1966 nucleotides. RefSeq names its product solute carrier family 45 member 2 (gene slc45a2). Lineage: Eukaryota; Metazoa; Chordata; Actinopteri; Perciformes; Serranidae. The record is from RefSeq and is a predicted model, not a curated record. Gene Ontology annotation, cellular component: membrane. Gene Ontology annotation, molecular function: sucrose:proton symporter activity. Gene Ontology annotation, biological process: transmembrane transport.
UCUGAGAAAGUCCGGACACUGGACCUCCACCAGACCUUUCAAGGAAGCUGAUAACUAUCAGUUUUUAGGCCGGAAUGAAGUUCACAGUGAAGGAUUGGUCAAAAAUGUCUUCCUGAAUGCUGAGCUAAGGUCACAACAACAUUAUGUUAUCACUGGCUUCACCUCAGCUUGAGUGCAGGAAGUUAGUCACAGAUCAGCACACCGAUUCUAAGAGAGGACCAGUCUGCAAGGCCCCAACCCUGCCGGCUCCCUGAGCCUGGCAAACACAUCACCACUUCUUUGUACCCAACAGACUUUACAGGCUCCAAAGAGGACUACAUGGACAGUGGGGAAGGUGCUGUGUUCGGAGCAGUGGAGCCCCCCAGGCGCUCACGGGGCCGCCUUAUCCUCCAUGGCAUGGUCAUGUUUGGAAGGGAAUUCUGCUACGCGGUGGAGGCAGCGUUCGUCACACCGGUACUUCUGAGCGUGGGCCUGCCCCGCAGCCUGUACAGCUUGGUGUGGCUGAUAAGCCCCAUCCUGGGCUUUCUGCUCCAGCCCAUCAUCGGCUCGGCCAGCGACUACUGCCGCUCAUCAUGGGGCCGACGGAGGCCUUACAUCCUGACCCUUGGUGUCCUUAUGCUGCUGGGAAUCACCCUGUUUCUGAAUGGAGAUGCUGUCAUCUCAGCACUGGUCAUCGACAGGUCGGUGAGAAGUAUAUGGGCCAUAGUCUUGGUGAUGUUUGGAGUCGUGCUGUUUGAUUUCGCUGCAGACUUCAUCGACGGGCCCAUCAAGGCCUACCUGUUUGAUGUGUGUUCACAUCAAGACAAGGAAAGAGGUCUGCACUACCAUGCUCUACUCACAGGUCUGGGUGGAGCAUUUGGCUACCUGGUGGGAGCCAUGGACUGGGGCCACUCAAUAAUGGGUCAGCUGCUGGGCUCCGAGUACCAAGUCAUCUAUUUCUUCUCAGCAUUGACCUGGAGCAUCUUCCUCACUGUGCAUCUCUUCAGCAUCCCAGAGCAACCCCUUGGCAAGGAUCCGUCCACAUUUGACCCCUCACCUCCCAGUGCCCUUCGUCUACUGGGUUCCCACAGCAAUGGAUAUGGCGCACUGGCUAAUAAAGAGCCAGUCUCACCUGUAGUUCCAGCAUCUGUUCCAGACCUCAGGCCUAGGUCAUUCUCUGCUCUUGGGGAGGCCAAUUCAGUGACCUCCAGUGCUAAGCAGCCAAACAAGGAGGCCCAGAAGAGGAUGACAUUCAGAUCAAUGAUGAAAGCUAUCAUCAACAUGCCAAGCCACUACCGCUGUCUGUGUGUCAGUCACCUGCUGGGAUGGACGGCUUUCCUCUGCAACAUGCUCUUCUUCACUGAUUUUAUGGGACAGAUUGUGUACAAUGGAGAUCCUUAUGCAGAUCAUAACUCCACAGCUUAUGCCACAUAUGAGAGAGGAGUAGAAGUGGGCUGCUGGGGGCUGUGCAUCAACGCUGUGUCCUCUGCUCUCUACUCCUAUGUGCAGCGUUUCCUGCUCCCGUACAUCGGCCUGAAAGGAUUAUACUUUAUGGGCUACUUUGUAUUCGGCAUGGGCACCAGCCUGAUCGGCCUCUUCCCCAACAUCAUCGCCACACUGAUCCUCUGCAGCGUGUUCGGCGUCAUGUCCAGCACGCUCUACACCAUCCCGUUUAACCUGAUAGCGGAGUAUCAGCGAGAAGAGGAGGAACUCAUGAAGCUGGGAGGAAGCAAUGGAAGUCAGCGAGGCACCGGGGUGGACUGUGCCGCCCUCACCUGCAUGGUCCAGCUGGCUCAGAUCAUCGUGGGUGCAGGUCUCGGCGCUCUGGUCAACAUGGCAGGAAGUGUAAUCGUGGUGGUUCUCUCGGCCUCGACCGUGUCCCUGCUCGGCUGCAUCUUCAUUGCUCUCUUUAUUAGAAAUGUGGACUAAUUCUGCUUAUAUAAAAGUAUUUUAAUGAUAUUGUUUUAAUAAAUACAGAUUCUUUAUU